Messenger RNA from Aspergillus melleus, 255 nucleotides. RefSeq lists its product as uncharacterized. The coding region runs from base 1 to 255 and encodes 84 amino acids. The record is from RefSeq and is a predicted model, not a curated record. NCBI's taxonomy places the organism in Eukaryota, Fungi, Ascomycota, Eurotiomycetes, Eurotiales, Aspergillaceae. Gene Ontology annotation, molecular function: 2 iron, 2 sulfur cluster binding. The transcript is spliced from 2 exons.
AUGACGGAUCUUGCUCGUACUCUGCCAGCAUCCUGGUACCGCAGUCCUCCGCUCUAUCAACUGGAGCGCAGAGCUGUCUUCUUGAAGUCCUGGUAUCUGCUUGGACCGGUAACUCGAUUCCAAACUGUCGGAGAACAGGUCGAGUACGAAGUAGCUCAGCAGCCAAUAUUGGCCUCUCGCAUCUCGGGCGAUGCUCUUUUCCCCGAAGCAGAUGAGAUUCAGGUCGUUUGCGCGAAAACCGUAAGUGUUCUUUGA